Colletotrichum phormii is the source of this 1423-nucleotide messenger RNA. Its product is annotated as kinase-like domain-containing protein. NCBI's taxonomy places the organism in Eukaryota, Fungi, Ascomycota, Sordariomycetes, Glomerellales, Glomerellaceae. The transcript has 4 exons. Gene Ontology annotation, biological process: regulation of G2/M transition of mitotic cell cycle; regulation of gene expression; signal transduction. Gene Ontology annotation, molecular function: ATP binding; cyclin-dependent protein serine/threonine kinase activity; cyclin binding. The record is from RefSeq and is a predicted model, not a curated record. Bases 143 to 1303 code for a protein of 386 amino acids. Gene Ontology annotation, cellular component: nucleus; cytoplasm; cyclin-dependent protein kinase holoenzyme complex.
CAAUGACGCCUCAUCUCUUCCUGUUUGGCGCUCACUAAGAACAGUCAAUUGAAAGCGACGCCAGUGCACAACCAUCCAACGCUCAUCAUCCUUGCUCAUCCACCUCACGCCGACUUCCGUCCUCGACAGCCGCUCGCUUCUCAUGGCAGACAACGACUGGAGGACGCCAUUAUCGGCGUCAGAUCGAUAUGAAAACAUUCAGAGGAUAAAGUCUGUUUUGGAAGCAGCUAGUCCGGAUGCCAAAGCCACUUCACAGUCGGACGCAUUUGCUGUAGAAAAUCAGGCUUAUAAAGACUCGUCAUCCAGAGCUCAAUACGACGAAAUCUGUCAGCUAGUCGGCUCAGCCAAUUUGUCUCGCCCAGAAGCUUCGGCACCUGCUGAUAACCAACCUGAAGAUGCCGGCGUCACCAUUGGUUCUUACAAAAACUGCAUUCCAUUUGCAAGUGGCCUAACAUCAGAAGUCUACCGAUGCAAAGACCGAGCUCUCAAGGUCAUUGUGGAAACGCACAACAUUGAGCCUCACAAUCCGCAACGCGAGGCCAAGAUUCUAGCGACCUUGGAACGACCAUGCAUUCCCCUUUUGGAAACAUUCAGGGACCAAGAACAGAGAUUUGUUUUGGUGUUUCCUUACAAGCCCAUGACACUUGCCGACGUCAUUGACAAAGGAACCAUUCCAUUGCCUCAGGUUAGACGUCUCUUCAAGGACAUAUUCACUGCUCUUGUAGACAUUCACAGCCAAGGAAUCAUACACCGAGACGUCAAACCCGAGGCCAUCCUGCUCGACGGCCCGGAUGGGCCAGCAUACCUUUCUGAUUUUGGUACAGCCUGGCACCCAACCAUGUCCAUUGUCUCAGAGCCGGCCAAAUCCAAGAUUCUGGAUAUCGGAACUGGCCCCUACCGAGCGCCUGAAGCACUCUUUGGCGAUAAAGCCUACGGUCCUUCUGUCGAUAUGUGGGCGGCUGGGGUCAUGCUGGCCGAGUGCUGUCGCAGCCCCUCAAAGCUCUUGUUUGAAUCAAGGCCAGCCCACGAGGACGGUAACCAGCUGGGUCUGAUCUUGAGCAUUUUUAAAACCUUGGGCACGCCGACACGCGAGACCUGGCCCGAGGCCGCAAGCUUCAAGACGCCGCCCUUUGAGAUGUACCGCAUGUUUGACAGCCAACCGUGGACAGACAUUCUCCCCGAGGUUGAUCCCCAAGCUCGAGACUUGAUAUCGAGCCUGGUGCGCUUUGACUCCAAGAGGGCUACGUCUGAGCAGGCUUUACAGCACACAUUCAUGGUAGAUGCUGAAGAAGGCCAAGCAUAGAAGACCACCUAGUCUUCGAGGACAACGUGAUGAAGCGCAGGUGUAUUCGAAGAUGGGUCGGUUUUAGCCUUUGGGCCGUCGAAGAAAGAAGGGCCACAUUGUGCUGCAGGUAUAUACAAG